Patella vulgata (common limpet) is the source of this 7250-nucleotide messenger RNA. Its product is annotated as double-stranded RNA-binding protein Staufen homolog. The coding region runs from base 260 to 2497 and encodes 745 amino acids. Lineage: Eukaryota; Metazoa; Mollusca; Gastropoda; Patellidae. The transcript is spliced from 15 exons. The record is from RefSeq and is a predicted model, not a curated record.
AAUUCACGCGCUAGCAGACCGUCAUGGACGAUUUUUAGUCCUAAUUUUCUUUCAUGUUUGCCAACGAAUUUCUUCCUUAUCUGGGAUAAUUUUAUUCUUUUUUUAUAUCCUCCAAGUCACUGUCUUUUCUGUAAAUCCUAAAUAUUGAUUAGAUUGAAGAUUGUGACUUGUGUCCCAGAUCACGUUGAAAGAUAAGUUGAGUGUAGAUUCUGGUGUCGGAUCAGAAUUAAUCAAAAGAAACAAAAGACUUAAAAAAACCAUGCAGAAUAUGCAAGGUAACCCUCAGCAGAUGCAAGGUGCUGUACAUAAGGGAGUUAUGCCCCCUCAGGGGUAUUCUCCUCAGGGAAUCCCCAUGACCGCUGGACAGGGGAAUCCCCAGUACAGCAUACAAGGCUAUCCUAUAAAACAACAGAUGAUGCAACAGCAGCAGCAAUCCAUGGCAACCAGUAAUAUGAUGAUGCAUGGCAAUAUGCCCAAUCAAAAUAAACCUCCAACUGCCAUUCUGACCAAUCAAAACAAAGUUGUAGUAGCCAAUCAGAAGCCUUCUCAACCUGGAAUGUCCAAUCAAAGAAUGGUUUCUGGUGAUCAGAAUGGAAACAAGGAAUCUGCUGGGGGUAAAACCAGCAAUAUGGCUGCUACUGUAACUACGACAACAGAAUCUACAAUAAUUCCGGAGCAAUUAGAAUGCUCGAACUUGGCAAACACAAAAGAGAAAACACCAAUGUGUCUACUAAACGAGUUAGCUCGUUACAACAAGAUCUCUCACCAGUAUAUGUUGGUGGAUGAAGAAGGACCCGCCCACCAGAAAUUAUUCCAUGUGAAGUUGAAGUUAGGCGAGGAAGAAUAUUCCGCUUCUGGUCAGAGUAUUAAGAAAGCUCAACAUGCUGUGGCAAGUCUGGCUCUGGAGAAAACCACCUUCCCCAAACCUCCCCCUAAACCACAGAGGGAGACGGGACAGGGAUUGAAUAGCAUAAUGCCGACUGUAGAAUUAAAUGCUGUUGCCAUGAGACGUGGUGAGAUAGCUACGUAUAAACCUAUAGAACCACGCCAUUCACAGUAUUAUCAACCCCCUAACUUCGACUUCCGGGGAAUGUACAAUCAAAGAUAUCGUUAUCCUCGACCUACCCGAUCAGCCUAUGUAUCGCUAAAAGUUGGACAGCGAGAGUUUAUAGGUGAAGGUCCUACUCAUCAAGCAGCUCGCCAUACAGCAGCUACCAAAGCUCUUCGUAUAUUAAAGAAUCUUCCCCCACCAAAUCCACCUAUAAAAACAGAAGGUGAAGCUGCUACAGAAACCAAAGAAAAAGAACCGACUUCCCCGGAGGAUGAAUUAAAAUCUGAAAUAAGUCUGGUUCAUGAAAUUGGAUUAAAACGUAAUAUGGCCGUUAAUUUUGAGGUGAUCAAAGAAUCUGGACCACCCCAUAUUAAAGUUUUUGUAACGCGAUGUACUGUUGGGGAUAAGAUAACAGAAGGUGAGGGGAACAGUAAAAAAUAUUCUAAAAAACGUGCCGCUGAAUUAAUGCUGGAAGAGUUGAAGAAACUACCAGCCCUUCCUUCCAUGCAGAUGCCGCCACGUAGCAGACCCCAAAAUAACAAGAAGAAAAAUCGCAACCUAAUUAAAUUGAUUCCUCAGAUACAGAAAGGUGAUCAGAGUUAUGGUGUUAGUAUUAAUCCAAUUAGUAGAUUAAUACAGAUUACACAAGCUCAGAAGAAAAAGGAACCUAUCUUUACUCUGGUGGGGGACCAUGGUGUUUAUCAUCGACGUGAAUUUGUCAUGCAGGUUCAAGUAGAUGAAGAGAAAUCUACUGGUGUAGGUCAUAAUAAGAAGUUAGCCAAGCGUAACGCUGCUGAGGCCAUGUUACACCAUCUUGGAUUCAGUCAGACUCCUCCACAGCCCUCAAAAUCAGCCAUCAAAUCUAACGGUGGCACGCCUGAGGGAAGUGGAACUGAUAAGAAAGUUACUUUUGUUGAUAAUGGUGCUGAAAAUGGAGGUGGUGUAACAAAUGUAAAGACUGGUCGUCAGUUAGUACCUGGCCUACUUCUUAUACCCGAUUCUAGUCGUCAUCCAACUCAACAACAACAACCAGUCAAUUAUGGACAAGGAUCGACUCCAUCCGAUGAAGGCAGCCUUGGAUUGGGUCGACCUAUAGCCACUAGUCAGACUAGUAUACGCCCAGAACAACGAUUACGGGAGUUGGCGUUAAUCCACAAGUUUGAUAUCAAAUUUGAUGACUUUGCUGGACAGAACAAUAAGAGUGAACACCUGAGUCGUUUAACACUUGGAUUAAAUCCACCACAAGUUUUACACGGUUCUGGUCCGUCCAUUGAUGGAUCACAUGAUCAUGCUGCUUUAGCUGCCCUACAGCUAUUGACUAAAUAUGGCUGGGGACUUCCAGAUGCAUCCGGGGAUGGACCCCAUGUUCAAAGUGACCGUGUAACAUACGGCUCUAACCGUAAAGCUGGCAUGUCGAGAGUUGUUAAAACAGAUUUAGUCAAUUAAAACAGUUCAGUCCUUCGUAUAACACCACGCUACAAAUUUUAUAUUUAACAACAUUUAUUAUAUACUUAAACUUUUCUAGAAAAUGUGAUAACACUUCUUAGUAGGGAGGUGUUCAAAUAGUAUCCCUACUCUUCUAGAAGACCUGAUAUCACUUCUGAUUAUGGAGGAGUCCACAUGGUACCCCUACUCUUCCUCUAGAAGACCUGAUCCCACUUAGUAGAUAGGGUUUCACAUGUUAUGUUUACCCUUUCUAGAAGACCUGUAUGCCAACUCUCAGUGAGAAAGGCGCUGGUUUAAGGAUGCUUGUCGGCGAAGAAUUUUUGGAAAUCUCUUAAAAUGGAUAAUAAACUAGUAAACUAGUUAGCAACUUUUGCGACAAGUUUUUGACUGUUCGAAUGUUAGAUGUUACAUGGUCUGAAUAGCAAAUCUUUUUACUGUGGUAUAAGGUAGGGAUACUGUAAGAUAUAAUAAUGUUAUUAACUAGGCAUACCCUGUCACACAUGAGAAGUGAUAUCAUAUGUUCUAGACACAAGAUGACUAGUUAUACAGAUAAUGUUAUUGACCUAAGCAUACCCUGUCAUCCAAGUGGUAUCAGAUAUUAUGGAAAUAAAAUUGAACCAUAUGUUAACCCCGAAAUGACCUAUUUUGUGUCGUGUGGACGUUAAACCCCAUUUCUCUCUCUCGCUCUCUCUUUAUUAUUCCUUAUAGAACAACCGAUAACACUUGGAUGGCAGGGUAUGCUUACAUUAAUAACAUCAUAUAUGAUUUGGUAUCGGAUGUUCAAGAAACAGUCCAAGAAGUAUACAGAGAAUGUUAUUAACUAAACAUACCCUGCCACAUGUAAAAAAUGGUAUCACUUGUUCUAGAAGAAGUAAUAUUAUAUGAUAAAUGUUAUUAACUAUUAUACAUUGUAAGCUGGGUGUUAUAUAUGAAUAUUGUGAAUAGAUUUUCAAUAUUGAUACAUGGUUUUAAAUAUUGCACUGGAGAAAUAUAUUUGUUUGUUUCUGUUGAAAAAGCACGAAGACUGUAGAAACGUGGUUUUCAAUCUGGAGGGAACUUGAUCACUUCCUUGGGGUGGAGCGAUUUACCCCAAGGGGUAAUUUGGUCACUGCCGGGAAGGGAAAGGGGCCGGGGUCCUACCCAGGGAGUUAAUUUGAUCCCACCUGGGAAGGGAAAGGGGGCGGGGUCUUACCCUGGGAGCUAAUUUGAUCCCGCCCAGGAAAGAGAAGGGGGGUCCUACCCAGGGAGCUAAUUUGAUCCCACCCGGUCAAGGGAAGGGGCCGGGGGGGGUACUACCCUGGGAUGUGGAAAUUCCUACCCUGCGUCUAAUUUGGUCAUCCCCCAGGGAGAAUGAGAUCGUCCAAGAAGUUGAAAAAUCUUAUGACAGGUGAUCUUAAACACAUAACAUGUACUUCAAUCUUUCAAACUUAAGACUUUCCCUCCCGGAAGAUGACCACUCAUCUGGGUUGCAGGUGAGGUGGGAGGGAUCAGUUCAAAAGCUAAACUGAAAUAUGACUGGGUUCACUUAAGGUUGAAAACCACGCCUAUAGAAUGAUUUAAAUAUUCUAAAUAUUGAAUAUUCAUCGUUAUAUUUAAGCAUGCUUUAUAUGGUGUAGCAUUUCCCAUCAUUCAUUAUUUACUCCAUUGAUUUAAGAAAAUUGUCGGAUUAUGAGUAGACCGGCAAAAACGAUUUCACUAAUAUCGGACAAAAUAUCCAGAUCCAUGGAAACAUGUAUUUAAAAUAUGAAUAUGUCUAUUUACUAGAUUGAUGAAUUGUCUAUUUACUAAAUCGAUAAUUUGUCUAUUUACUAAAUCGAUAAUUUGUCUAUUUACUAAAUCGAUAAUUUGUCUAUUUACUAGAUUGAUGAAUUAUAUAUUUACUCAAUCGAUAAUUUGUCUAUUUACUGGAUUGAUGGAUUGACAAAUGUCUAUUUACUAGAUUGAUGGAUUGAUAAUUUGUCUAUUUACUAAAUUGACAGAUUGAUAAUUUGUCUAUUUACUAGAUGGAUGGAUUGUCUAUUUGCUAGCUGGAUGGAUUGACAAUUGUCUAUUUACUAAAUCGAUAAUUUGUCUAUUUACUAGAUUGAUGAAUUGACAAAUGUCUAUUUACUAGAUUGAUGGAUUGACAAAUGUCUAUUUAUUAGAUUGAUGGAUUGAUAAUUUGUCUAUUUACUAGAUUGACGGAUUGAUAAUUUGUCUAUUUGCUAUAUCUGUGUAAGAUAAAUUUGCCAAAAAAAUUUUUUGGGCCAUUUGUUAUCUUAGAAGAUCAAGUGUCAGACAUUUUUGAAUUUCAUUCAAACUUUAUAUUAAAUUAUCAAACUAUUUCCAACUUCAGUUGAUGUGAAUCUGAAGCCCAUUGGUCAAUUGUUUGGAGAAUAAAAGCCACUGAUUGGUGUACAACACGAAUUUGGACCAAUCACAAGCAAAUAUUGUUCAAAUAUCUUUAAGUUCUAAUAUAUUUUUUUGGGAGAAUUUGAUCAUGUAUGUUAAAUAUUAACUUGUGUGUUUGUUUUUAGUUGUUUCAAUUAUUGAAGAGUUAUUCACAAUAGAUGAGUUAUGUCCCUUGGUCUUUUUUUUUCUGGAAUUUGGAAAAUUGUCUGGCCUUGUUAUUAGGUCUAAAUAUUAAGGCCAACUGCAGAUUUGGUAAAAGGUCACAUGAUGUAAACAGGGCUAGCAUUAACCCUUACCCUAAACCUAACCCUUACCGCACCCUAACCCACAAUCUGGUCAACAACCAUGUGCCCUAAUCUAUUUACAUCUUGCUAACCUUGACAAAAAUCUGCAGUUGGAGUUGCUGUUUAGGCAAGAUCUUAACUUUGUGGGUUCCCCCAGUUUACCAUGUUAGUCCCCUAAAUGACCUAGUUUGUAAUGAGUAGACGUUAAACCCCGUUUCUCCCUCUCUCUGACAGGGGAAAGUUUUGGCCUCAGAUUAUCUUGUGAAAAUUGUUGUAGAAGAAGACAGAACAGUGGACAUAUCUCCUAUUAAUUCCUGAAAGAUAGUCUGGUCAACUAUUAUCAUAUAUGGAGAGAGUCUGGCCAACUAUUACCUUAUAUGGAGAGUCUGGCCAAACUAUUACCAUAAAGUUGACCAGACUCUAACUCCAUAUUUGGUAAUAGUUGGCCCGACUCCAAAUAUGGUGAUAAUUAGCCUGAUUUGCGCCAUGUUAAUAGAACUAUAUUCAACAGGCAUUACUUUAUCUGAAGAAUUGUAUUGGAGAAAAGAAAUAGCCUGGGUUAUUUUAUUGAUUGACUAUUAACCAUUGUGUUUGUCUGUUAUGUUUUGUUUUUUUUCUGUCAUUUACUUGAUUUGUUUUUGAAAUUAUUGUUUAUAGGGGAGACAACUCCAGGAUCUUGUGUUAUGUUUAUAUAUUGAUACAGAUGUUAGUGUACAAUGCUCACUGCCCUUCAUUGCCUCUCUGUGACUUAACAAUCUUAACUCACAGCUGGAGUUGGGACAGGAUUAACAGGUCUUUAAAAAAAACUAUCAUUAAUUGGUAGAAGGCUUUUAAUCAGGAAUACUGUUUAUUCAUUAGCUGAGCACUGAUUAUUCAUUGGCUGAGCACAAAUUUUAGCCAAUGAAAUGACUGCAUUCUUAAAGGGUUCUGCUACUGGACACUAACCAAAGAUAAAACAUUUCACUAAAAUUAUGACUAAAAUAAAAUGGGUAUUAGAAUCAAAUCAAAAUCAUUACCGUGCAUAAUUUUUUAAAAAAUGUUGAGUUGUCUCCCUUCUAAGACAAUAUAAUCAAGACUAGAUAGCCUGGGUUAUCAAGAUAUAAAGUAACAUAUAUAUUUAUUUUGUCCUAAUGCUGUCCUCUAUAACAAGCACUGUGUACACUUCAAUUAGUCAGUUCGUUAGGUUUCAAAUCAUCCGAGGGUGGGGUAGAGUUAGUUCGAUCGAGGAAAUUAAAUGAUUUAAAUUACGCCGUGAAAAAUGAUGGACGUAAUUAAAGAUGUUCAUUUGGACACUCUUCAACUCCGCACAGUAAAAAAAGAUAUCCUUAAAACAUGGAAAAGGGGACAAGAUUUAUGUUUGACGGAAUGACCGGCUCCUGAAAUAUUGUGUCGGACAUUGUCUUGUUCAGGUAACAUAUUUCCAGGGUUGGUGGUGGAUUUUACGUUUAAAAAAGAAUGUCUAAAAUCUUCCAUACGAAAACUUGUUGAGGAUUUUCAAAUCUUCCAUACAAAAACGGUGUUGAAGAUUUUCAAAUCUUCCAUACAAAACGGUGUUGAAGAUUUUCAAAUCUUCCAUACGAAACCGUGUUGAGGAUUUUCAAAUCUUCCAUACAAAACGGUGUUGAAGAUUUUCAAAUCUUCCAUAUGAAACCGUGUUGAGGAUUUUCAAAUCUUCCAUACGAAACGGUGUUGAAGAUUUUCAAAUCUUCCAUACGAAACCGUGUUGAAGAUUUUCAAAUCUUCCAUACGAAACCCAGUUGAAGAUUUUCAAAUCUUCCAUACGCAACGGUGUUGAUGGUUUUCUUCUUAAAGUUUGUUCGAUAAACGGAUCCUAAGCGAACUGACUAAAUGAAAUUAAAGUUUGUUCACUAUGAAUAUUAACCAAAGCAUUUAAUAUUGAGCUUUUAGUCCUGAUGGGGACAUGCCACGUGGAAGAGAGGUUGUCUUCCUGACUUGUUUUGUUGACCCACCCAAUGCUUGUAUUGUGUAAAAUUGUUGUCAGCCAUUUUUUCACUUUGAAUCUUCUUUUACUUUCUUGUUUCCCCCCUAUUAAAUAAAUAUAUAUAUUCCUUUCAAAA